CUCUCCCCUCUCUCUCUGGUUUUUCUCCCCGCAGUUCAGCCUCUGAUCCCGGGCAGAUCUCCCGCCGCACCCCGGAGCCUCCGCCGGAGAACCGUGCGAUCCGUCCGCCGCCCAGCAGCUUCUGGAGCUCUCCCCCCGGAAAGUAGUCCCUCGGAUGAGUGAUCUGAGGCCCGCAGGAGGAGGCCCCGACGCCCCCUGGUUCUGACCCAGAAAACAGCCUCUCCUCCGGCUGCCUGCAGGCUGAAGGCCGGGCCGAGGCUCCGGAGCUCCGAUGAUGGCCUCGCUGAUCAAGGAGAUCGUGAGCCGGAACAAAAGGAGGUACCAGGAGGACGGCUUCGACCUGGACCUCACCUAUAUUUACCCGAACAUCAUCGCCAUGGGUUUCCCCGCGGACCGCCUGGAGGGCGUCUACCGGAACAACAUCGACGACGUGGUGCGGUUCUUAGACCUGAAGCACAAGAAUCACUACAAGAUCUACAACCUGUGUGCGGAGCGACACUACGACACGUCAAAGUUCAACUGUCGAGUGGCCCAGUACCCGUUCGAGGACCACAACCCGCCCCAGCUGGAGCUGAUCAGGCCCUUCUGCGAGGACCUGGACCAGUGGCUGAGCGAGGACGAGCAGCACGUCGCCGCCAUCCACUGCAAGGCCGGAAAGGGUCGCACCGGGGUCAUGAUCUGUGCCUACCUGCUGCACCGAGGGAAGUUCAGCGAGGCGCAGGAGGCACUCGACUUCUACGGGGAGGUGCGCACCCGAGACAAGAAGGGCGUGACCAUCCCCAGUCAGCGGCGCUACGUCAUCUACUACAGCUUCCUGCUGAGGAACCAGCUGCUCUACAGACCCGUCGCUCUGCUCUUCCACAAGAUGCUGUUUGAGACCAUCCCCAUGUUCACCGGGGGAACCUGCAACCCUCAGUUCGUGGUGUACCAGCUGAAGGUGAAGAUCCACACCUCCAACCCCUCCAACACCCGGCGGGAAGACAAGCUCAUGCUGUUCGAGUUCCCUCAGCCACUUCCUGUCUGCGGAGACAUCAAGGUGGAGUUCUUCCACAAGCAGAACAAGAUGAUGAAGAAG
Messenger RNA from Trematomus bernacchii (emerald rockcod), 1075 nucleotides. RefSeq names its product phosphatidylinositol 3,4,5-trisphosphate 3-phosphatase and dual-specificity protein phosphatase PTEN-like. The record is from RefSeq and is a predicted model, not a curated record. Gene Ontology annotation, cellular component: cytosol; plasma membrane; cell projection. Gene Ontology annotation, biological process: negative regulation of cell population proliferation; regulation of phosphatidylinositol 3-kinase/protein kinase B signal transduction; cell motility. Gene Ontology annotation, molecular function: phosphatidylinositol-3,4-bisphosphate 3-phosphatase activity; inositol-1,3,4,5-tetrakisphosphate 3-phosphatase activity; phosphatidylinositol-3,4,5-trisphosphate 3-phosphatase activity. Lineage: Eukaryota; Metazoa; Chordata; Actinopteri; Perciformes; Nototheniidae.